Molecule: messenger RNA, 2792 nt
Organism: Hippocampus zosterae (dwarf seahorse)
Lineage: Eukaryota; Metazoa; Chordata; Actinopteri; Syngnathiformes; Syngnathidae
Product: formin-binding protein 1-like
Exons: 16
Coding region: 278-2149 (623 amino acids)
Biological process (GO): signal transduction
Molecular function (GO): protein binding
Source: RefSeq, a predicted model, not a curated record
ACGCGAAGACGGCUUCGUUUCAGGAUGGUAAUUAACUCUUGUCAUGGAUGAAGAGGAACGUCAUUUGUUUUCGAGGAGUGUCCCCAGGUUUGAGGUUUGCGCAGGGCGGAGAGCAGCAGCGGGAGGAGGAGGAAGAGGAAGAGGAGGAGGAGUGUGUGCGCGUGCGCGUGCGAGCAGACAGUUUGUAGUCGGUCUCGCCUUUGGCAGCAGUUUGAGGAGAACCCGAGUCGGGGAAAAAGCCGUCUGAUCCCGGCCAACUCGCAAGGGGCAAUCCGCCAUGAGUUGGGGAACGGAGCUCUGGGACCAGUUUGAAAAUCUGGACAAGCACACUCAAUGGGGGAUCGACUUCCUGGAGCGUUAUGCCAAGUUUGUCAAGGAGCGGUUGGAAAUUGAGCAAAAUUACGCCAAGCAGCUAAGGAACUUGGUCAAGAAAUACUGUCCAAAACGCCCAAAGGAUGAGGAACCAAGGUUUACAUCCUGCCUGUCAUUUUACGGCAUCCUGAACGAGCUGAAUGACUACGCGGGCCAGAGGGAGGUGGUGGCGGAGGAGAUGGGCCACAAGGUUUACGGAACCCUGAUGAAGUACAGCCAGGACCUCAAAGCGGAGAGGAAGCACCAUCUGCAGGAGGGCAGGAAGGCGCAGCAUUUUUUGGAUCAGUGCUGGAAACAGAUGGACAACAGCAAAAAGAAGUUUGAGCGAGAAUGUAAGGAAGCGGAGAAAUCCCAAAUAACCUUUGAGAGGUUAGACAAUGACAUCAAUGCCACCAAAUCAGAAGUUGAGAAGGCCAAAGCGCAGUAUUACCUGCGGACUCACAUGGCGGACGAAAGUAAAAACGAGUACGCCGCCCAGCUGCAGAACUUCAACGCCGAGCAGUGGAAACAUUUCAACAACUCCAUACCGCACAUCUUUAAGAAUCUGCAAGAUAUGGAUCAGCGGCGAACGGUGAAGCUCGGAGAGACGUACCGAAGCUUCGCCGAAGCAGAACGACGAGUCAUUCCUAUUAUCUCCAAGUGUUUGGAAGGAAUGGUUUCGGCGGCCAAAGCCGUUGACGAUCGACGGGAUUCCGGCAUUGUUGUGGAGUCGUUUAAGUCUGGCUUUGACCCUCCGGGCGACUUCCCCUUUGAAGACUUCAGUCAGAACCUAAGUCGAACCGCCUCGGACGGGGCCAUCAGCAGCACGCCUAAAGGGGAGCGAGAGGGAGCCCCGGGGCCACGGCCGGACCCCAAACACACCAUGAGCAAAGCCAAGAACAAACUCUGGCUCUUCGGAAAGAAGCCAAAGUCCCCAUCUUCCUCUCCUCCUCCUCCACCACCUCCUUCAUCCUCCUCCCGGCCACGGCCCAGCUCACAAUUUUUCCCCCCAAAUCGAUUCAGCACCGAACGAGUCAACCAGUAUCUGUCCGAGAUAAAGACGACAGUCCCCCGAAUCCCCCAGAACUUGAAGGGGCUGAGAAGAGGGGCCCCAUCGGUGGAGGACUACAGCCACUUGCCCCCCGAGCAGAGGAGGAAGCGGCUGCAGCAGAAAAUUGAUGAGCUCAACAACAAGCUCCAAAUCGAGAUGGAUCAGCGGGAUGCCCUGAACAAAAUGAAAGACGUGUAUGAGAAAUCUCCGCACAUGGGCGACCCAAACAGCCUGCAGCCCAAAAUAUCCGAGACCAUUUGCAACAUGGAAAAGCUCCGCUCCGAAAUCCACAAACAUGAGGCAUGGUUGUCAGAGGUAGAGGGAAAGCAGGCCUCCAGAGACCGCAGGCACAGUGCCGACAACCACCAUCCCGCUCCCCAGGGCAGAGAGAGUCCGGAAGGCAGUUACACCGAAGACGCCGGUCAGGAGCACCACACACCUCAUCACCACUCGGGCCCCCCGCAGCCGGGACACCCCAGCACCGACCCGCACGACUUUGAUGACGAAUUUGAUGACGACGACCCGCUACCCGUCAUCGGACACUGCAAAGCUUUGUACUCUUUUGACGGUCAGAAUGAGGGAACCCUGGUCAUAGCUGAAGACGAGGUUUUAUACAUCAUCGAGGAAGAUAAAGGCGACGGCUGGACGAGGGCGAGGAAACAGAGCGGCGAAGAGGGCUACGUGCCCACCACCUAUGUGGAGAUCACCAUGGAGAAGAACUGCAAAGGUGCCGUCACCUAUAUCUGAAGCGCAUUUUGUCCCCCCCGGCCCCCACCACCCCAAGCCUUUUUCACCGUCGCGCAUGCUCGCGGCAAGUGUCCUUUUCAUCUACCUGUGUUCUUCAAUUUUGGCUUCCUUGCCACGUCUCAUCCAUCUCUUCCAUUCAUUUUGUAAGCUCUCAUCCACCGCCGUCGUAGCCGCAGUGGUGAGUGACUUUCUCCUUUUUUUUUUUUUUUGAGAGAGACUCGCAUCAUUUUAUGGACCUUGCAACAGUGUCUUCGUGUGAGAAACUGCGUGCAUGCUUCUUAUCGUGUUCAAGAGUGUUCAAGAUGUCUUAAAUGAGAAGUGAUUGACGUUUUGUGUCCGCAAUUUGCUUCGUCCUGUUGACAUUUUCGAAAGGGGCAUUGCGUUGAGACGCCACCAUUUUUAGCUUCUCUGAUUCCGCCACCCGAUUUUGGCGAGAGUGUUUGUCGGUUUUUGCUCCAUCCGCGCCAUCGCGGCCGAUUUCGUUCAAUUGCAGUUUUGCGAUCACACGGACGUUUUCCAUUUGUUGGAGGCGUGUGAUGCAAAUUCAUUGACACAGUUGCUCACGGAGCUGAUAAAUGUUAAUGUAACGUGUCACAAGUCACUCGGAUAUUUUUACUGUGCUCUACAUUUCAGGGGGAGAAAA